AUGCCAACAGAUUAUUUGACACGCCCCUUGGAGGAACCGAUCCUAAAGCAACCUUACAAACCAGUCUACUACUUCUUUUACGGCACCCUCACUCAACCCAAGAUCCUGUUGCACAUCCUCGAUCUCAAAGAACCACCCCUUCUGCGGCCUGCGAAACUAAUCGGCUACGCACUCUCAAACUGGGGCCAGUACCGUGCCCUUAUAGACGGCGAACCCGGUGAAGAAGUAACAGGAUGCGCGUACCUCGUCGGGUCGAUUGAUGACGAGCUGAAGCUUGCCCGGUAUGAGACAAAUGCUUACGAGCCGGUCCAGUGCCGGAUUCAAUUCACAGACGAUCAAAGUCCAGCACAAGCGCAUGGCAUGACGUUCAAAUACGCAGGGGAUGACGAGGCCUUGAACGCCGGAAAGUUUGAUCGGAAAUUAUGGGAACUGCAGAUGGGCACGAGGCUACCGGAGAAGUGGAGAACCACAGAUGCACCUUCGAAGAAGUGA
Messenger RNA from Diaporthe citri, 492 nucleotides. RefSeq lists its product as uncharacterized. The record is from RefSeq and is a predicted model, not a curated record. Bases 1 to 492 code for a protein of 163 amino acids. NCBI's taxonomy places the organism in Eukaryota, Fungi, Ascomycota, Sordariomycetes, Diaporthales, Diaporthaceae. The transcript has a single exon.